This is a messenger RNA of Colletotrichum costaricense, 462 nucleotides long. RefSeq lists its product as uncharacterized. The transcript has 2 exons. Bases 1 to 462 code for a protein of 153 amino acids. The record is from RefSeq and is a predicted model, not a curated record. Lineage: Eukaryota; Fungi; Ascomycota; Sordariomycetes; Glomerellales; Glomerellaceae.
AUGGCGGAAAUGGCAGAUAUGCCAGACAAGAGCAUGCUCUCCCCCGGAACCCCUCCGGAGCCCAUUCCGUCCAUGACACCGGUUUCGUACGCCAACCAAUGUGGGAGCGAGACGGCUGUCCAAACGAAUACCUACAGACUCUUCGCGAGUCCCCCACAGAAUGUUUCGUUUCAAAGUGAGAUGGGAGUUGGAGCACCGCGGAUCUGCUCAGCCACCAACACCACACCACCGUGGCCACCACGUUUGACUGCUCAUCGAGAGGGAAAGUUUUGUCGGGAGAGCAUGUAUCUUUGCACGGACAGCAAGCAAGAUGGCCUGCCCGCCAUAACACCCCACCAUCCUCUUUGGGCGACUCAGCCGCAACUCAGGCUCGCAUCCCUGCGAGCUUUCAGCAUCACCUUGACUUUCCUUCCCGUCCCCCCUCUCUUCCCUCCGUCUCCGAAUGCCGACCAAGGGUUGUGA